Messenger RNA from Owenia fusiformis, 1201 nucleotides. The record is from the annotation of a GenBank genome assembly. NCBI's taxonomy places the organism in Eukaryota, Metazoa, Annelida, Polychaeta, Sabellida, Oweniidae.
AUAUUGCAAGAAUAAUUUUAAAAGGAUGUAGAAACUUAAAAGAGGGGUGGUUUAUGUAUUGAUGACAUCACAUGUGGCGGAAGAUGCCUAGUGGUACCCAGCCUAUGUGAGCCAUCUGAAGACCCAACCUGGGAGCGUAAUCAGGGAAUAUUCUCAAGUGAUCCAAACCUCAACAUGGCCUUCCAUAAUUAUUAUAAGGUGUUUGUCCCAUACUGCAGCAGUGACAUCUAUGUUGGAGAUAAAGAAGCAGAAGACGCAAAUAUAGAUUUCCAUUUCAGAGGGUAUACCAUUAUGGAAGCAGUCAGGAGAGACUUGGAACAACAUGUUAACCUUGGUGAAGCAGCAAAUGUGAUCAUAUCGGGGGGUAGCGCUGGGGGUAUGGGGGCGAUGCGUCACUGUGACGUGUGGGCAAGAGCUUUACCCAGAGCUGGAGUGAAGUGUAUCCCAGAUUCUGGAUCAUUCAGCCCAUAUAAUCUGGCUGCAGCAGAGGAGGAUUGUAUAGGAAUUGGGGGAGACUUUGACUUUGCUGGUACCCAGGAAUACUGGAAUGCAAGCAUACCUGCAGAAUGCUAUGAUCAAAGACCUGGAUCUCAUGAGCAGAAGAUUAAGGAUUGCAUAAUGCAGAGUAUUGCUUACAAAUAUGUGCAGAGUCCUCAGUUCAUUGCCACCUACAAGUUUGAUUCAUUCUUUGCAGCCCAGUGGUGCUAUCCUGAAUGUGGCGAGGCCAACCGUACAAGCUACCAUGACCGCUGGGAUGCAGCAAUGAAUGAGAUUGUCAAUGAAGUAAGAACAAGCUACAACCAUGUAGGUCUAUUCAUGCCAAGCUGCUGGGGACAUGUUUUGAAUGGCCGCGAUGAUUCAUAUUCUCAGUUCACGGCUGGAAGUGAGGGCCUCACGUACAAUCAAGCAGUGAAUAACUGGAUGACGGGCACUGGUAGCAGACAUGCUGUAGAUGAAUGUGGUGCUUUGUGUAACAAUAACUGUGGGGGUGAUGAUUGUUUUUAGAAUAUUCCAGCAGUGAUCUCCCCAGUUUUUUCCCUGAAGAGGGCGCUAAAGACUGGUUGUUUGAUCGUUAUUUUGACUAAACCUCAUAUUGUAAUCAUGUUAUAAUAAAUGUCAAAUGACUGAAUGAAAAAUAUGAACUGUAUAUGUUGGUGAUAUAAUUGAUGUGCAUCUCCUAGCUAUUGGUAGAUGGUAUGAA